This is a messenger RNA of Symbiodinium sp. CCMP2456, 586 nucleotides long. The record is from the annotation of a GenBank genome assembly. Lineage: Eukaryota; Dinophyceae; Suessiales; Symbiodiniaceae.
GAAGAAGCCACCGAAGAAGUUGCCUGAUGCUUGUGGCGCAGAGGCGGAGGCCGAAGGCGGAGAUGAGGAAGCCCCGGAGAGCGGUGCCGACGCAGAGGCAGAGGCCUUGCCAGGAAGCCCUGGAGCGGGGCAGGAGGAGCCGCAAGAUGCGGAGUCUGGCGAGGCUACAGAGCAACCUGCGCCGUCGGUCCACCUCGAAGUUCCCUCUGACGAAUCGGCCGUGACCGGUGCGACUGAAGAUGAAGCCAUUCGGGCCGCCCAGCGGCAGCGUAAACAGUCUUCGUACCUGGCACGCCGCCAGUUCGUUGCCGAGGAGCCACUCAGCUUCAGACGCAGUGGCUAUGCAGCGCAGCAGCCCAACAGGACCACAGUGUCCUAUGCUGCGCAGCGCGGUCGAGAGCAGCUGGCAUCGUCCACAGGCGACCCAGCUUCCCCUUCGGCUGGCCGCGUCGCAUCACCGGGCUUGCGGUGGCGACGGCUAAAGAGUGCCUUUCGAGUCCAGCGUGCUUUGCGGGAGGAGGGUCACGCGGCCACCGGCUCGGAAGCUGCGAACACGGCGGACGACCCCUCGGCUAACGAGCAGUAA